Molecule: messenger RNA, 1714 nt
Organism: Oryza brachyantha (malo sina)
Lineage: Eukaryota; Viridiplantae; Streptophyta; Magnoliopsida; Poales; Poaceae
Product: rho GTPase-activating protein 2
Exons: 5
Coding region: 166-1491 (441 amino acids)
Biological process (GO): signal transduction
Molecular function (GO): GTPase activator activity
Source: RefSeq, a predicted model, not a curated record
UUGGUUGGUGCAGAGCGAGGAGAGAGAGAGGGGAAGAGGAGUAGGAGGGGAUUUUGUAUCCCCAGCUCCCGAGAAGCGGAGAGAGAGAAGCUUCGGUCCGUUCGUGAGAUUUUUGGUGGCGAGUUUUGCAGUUCUUUCUUCCAAGAAUCGGAGGAGGAGGAGGAGAUGACGGGGGUUGUGGUGGUGUCGCCGUCGGGGUGCAAGGGGGGAGGAGGAGGGGCGGGGAGGGAGAGGGAGAGGCAGCAGCUGUCGGUGCUGGAGGCGCUGCUCGCGGCGGUGAGGAAGUCGGUGGUGGCGUGCAGGGUGGAGCGGGAGGACGGCGGCGGCGGUGGGUGGGGGGAGGAUGGGGAGGGGGAUGAGGAGGAGGAGGUGGCGGUGGCGGCGGCGGCGGCGAUGGGUGAGAUGGAGAUCGGGUGGCCGACCGAUGUCCGCCACGUCGCGCACGUCACCUUCGACCGCUUCCAUGGUUUCCUCGGCCUCCCCGUCGAGUUCGCCGUCGAGAUCCCCUGCCGCGUCCCCAGCGCCAGUGCUAGUGUUUUUGGUGUCUCGGCUGAAUCGAUGCAGUGCAGCUACGAUGGCAAGGGAAACUCAGUUCCCACUAUACUGCUGCUCAUGCAGGAGAGGUUGUAUGCUCAGGGAGGCCUAAAGGCUGAAGGAAUCUUUCGCAUAAACCCGGAAAAUGACCAAGAGGAGCAUGUGAGGGACCAGCUGAACAAAGGAGUUGUCCCUGAGGACAUUGAUGUUCACUGUUUGGCAAGCCUGAUUAAGGCAUGGUUCAGGGAACUUCCAGAAGGUGUACUUGAUAGCCUCUCCCCUGAGCAAGUGCUGCAGUACAAUUCCGAAGAAGAAUUCCUAGAACUUGUGACGCUUUUGCGCCCCACCCAAGCAGCGCUCCUCAAUUGGGCUGUUGAGCUAAUGGCUGAUGUUGUCGAAGAGGAGGAGCUGAACAAGAUGAAUGCUAGGAACAUAGCCAUGGUGUUUGCUCCCAACAUGACUCAGAUGUCAGAUCCUUUAACAGCCCUAAUGCAUGCUGUCCAAGUCAUGAACUUCCUCAAGACAUUGAUCUUGAGGACACUUCGAGAGCGUGAUGAUGCAGCCAGCGGAGAUUACACUCCAUAUUCAUCUCCAGCUUCAUCCAGUCAGCAUAACGAUGCUGAAUACUACGGCAGCGAGCGAGACAUGGACAGGAGCUGCGAGAUGAGCGACAUGCACAGCGAAAUCAGCAGGUCCGGCCGACAGGUGGAUUUCCUCGUGAGGUACAACACCUGCUUCGACGGCGAGCAAGAAGGCGUCGAUCCCCUGAGCGACGUCGAGGAAGUGUUCUUGAAACAGCUGGAGAGCGAUCUUGGAGUGGAUAAACGAGAGGAAGGUGCGAAAGAACAGGAUGAAGUAACCUCAGAGGUGAUGGCUGUCAAAAGUGCUGAAGCUGAGCUGAAUGUUGUUGAAGCAGGUGACAGACAGAAGGAAGACGGUGCAGAGCCGUUGCAAUGACGAACUGUUCAAUGUAUUUUGAGCCUGUAGAUCUCAUGAUUUGCUGUACUGGAUUGUUUUCUCAACACAUGGUUGAGUGUAGUGCUCAAUGGAUGUUUGACUGUAAUGUAGCAUUAUGUAAACCUAGCUGAUCCCUUUAUCCUUGGAUGUGGGUGAUAAUUAGUGUGUGUGUCAAUGUUAGUGUCACGUGAGAACUGGGAAUGCUGUUGCAGAUGUGAAUCAA